UAUAAAAAAUAUGUUCAUGUAGUUUUUUUUUUUUUUUUUUUUUUUAUUAUUUUAAUUAUGUCUCACGUCUGCGUGAUGGAAGACUUUUGGCCUAGCUGUGUCACUAAUCUACGCUGCACUGUGUAAUUACCCGGGUCACAUGCUGCUGCUUUGGGCUGUGUUUACAAGAAACGUUUAGCUAAAAUGUGGUCAGCUGAAGAACGACGUAAAUGAAAGCAGUGUAAACUGUAUGCUUUUCGUUUGGAAACACAGAUUUAAAACAUAAGAAAUACAAUAACAAAAUAACCACAGCUGGAUCGUUUUCAAGAGCUUAGUCGCCCGUUGAGUCGAUAUGCUGGGUAGGAAAAACAAGAAACAGCCGCUGUCUAAAGGCCAAGGUGCCGCUGCAGCCAAACAGAUGGGACUGUUCAUGGAUUUCAACCCAGACGAGAUGAUGAUGGAUCUGGAUGGUGACGUAGAUGAUGGAGAUUUGGAGGCAGAAUUUGCUGCCAUUAUGGGAUCAGGGGAAGGUGGGAAGCCCAAACCUAAAGGCAAGACCCCUUUGCCAAUGGAGGACAUCGAGAAAAUGGCUGAGAACUGCAUGAGAGACAGCGACUACGAAGAUGACGAUGAAGAUUUGGAAAACGAUGAGGACUUGUUGGCAGAGUUACAGGAUGUGGUUGGAAAGGCGGAGGAACGUGGGAUGGAACCCACAGAAUCAUCUGUUGCCGUGGAAACACCCCCUGCACCCAAAACAACUCCAUUGCAAACAGACUCACAACCACAGGUGCCUGAGGUUACAGCUGCCUCUAGUGGUAUACAGUGCACCCUAGAGGAAAGAAUAGGAAUGUACAAGACUGCUAUCAGCAAUGCCAAGGCAAGUGGGGAGACAUCUAAAGCACGGAGAUACGAAAGGGGCCUGAAGACCUUAGAGACAAUGCUGACCUCUAUUAAGAAAGGCAAAAAAAUCAACGAGGCUGAAAUCCCACCCCUAGUGACCACUGGAAAAACUGCUGCUCCGGCUGUCGUCCAAGAUUCUGAGAGUGAGGCUCAAUCCAAGGGCUUGCCAGUGGGAGCCAAGGAACUUAAUUCAGAAUCUGAGGGCCCAGCUGUGGUAGAGAGAAAAGGAGAGGAGACUGAGGAACCUGAACCUGCCACUGCCCCAGAGACCCCAGUAGAGACAGCACUCCCAGCCCCGGAGCACGAAGUCAGCGAAGCAGACAAAGGAAUAGAUUCAAAAGCAGCUACAGACCAUGAAGCUACCAAGGUACUACUGGUAGGGAGACAGAAGGAAUAUAAAAUAGCAGCCCUGAAAGCCAAACAACAAGGUGACUUAGACAGAGCCAAGGAGUACAUGAAAAUUGGCAAGAAAUUUGAUGCAGUGAUAGAAGCCUUGGAGGGUGGGCAGCCCUUCGAUUUGAGUAACAUGCCACCACCUCCAGGAGAUGUUGAAAUAAGAAAGGCUGUGUCAUCCCCCUCCCAUGCAACAGGUGGUGCUACAGAGGAGACUCAACCUGUACAAGCAACAGUGCCCAUGACAGUUUCCCCAGCAGCAGCUGCUCCUCCUCAGCCUAAAGAUGUGCUGGAGGCUUUACAGCAGAGGAUGGAGAAGUACAAAGAGGCAUCAGCUCAGGCCAAAACCAGUGGAGAGGAGCGCAAGGCCAGGAUGCAUGACAGGAUAGCCAAGCAAUACCAGGAUGCAAUCCGAGCGCACAAAGCGGGCAGAACCGUCAACUUCUCUGAGCUGCCAGUCCCACCAGGGUUCCCCCCCAUCCCCGGGAUGGAUGGUGCUGGAGCAGAGCAGGGGAUCGCUGCUGUACUGGAGGCUGCUUCCAAACUGGCCGCCGAUGAGGGGAAGGAGGCAGACGAGGACGAUGAGCAGGAUGAGCAGCCCAUGGCCACACCGCAGAAACCAAAGAAGCCUACGCUGGCUGUGCCGCCAAGAGUGCAGGGGCAGGACAGCUACUCCCCGGGACAGCCCAGGAGACCAUCCCCCUCCCCUUCACCUGAGAGACAGUCCCAUGGAGAGGUUCUUUCUCAAGCAGCUCAGCAGCAGCUUGAGUUCCUAGAGAGCCGCAGGAAGCAGUACAUGAAGGCAGCUGUCCAAGCCAAGCAGAAGAAUGACCUGGAACAGGCCAAGAGCUUUCUGCGCACCGCCAAGGGAUUUGAGCCGAUGAUAGAGGCUUCCAAGAACGGGAAGGCUGUUGAUAUUUCCAAGGUGCCGUCCCCUCCAGGAGACGAAGAGGAUGAUUUCAUCUUGGUGCAUCACAGUGAUGUGCAGCUCUCUCAGAAAACAGAAGACAUUUACAUGCAGCUUGCUAAGAUACUGAAAGAGCAGUGUGAGAAAUGUGUUUCUUACUCUAAGCAAUUUACACACCUCGGAAAUAUAACAGAAACCACAAAAUUUGAGAAAAUGUCAGAAGACUGUAAAAAAAACCUUGCGAUCUUAAAACUAGCUCAGGCUCAGGGCCUUGAUCCACCAAGACACCAUUUUGAGAAGAGGACCUAUAGUAUUGUACGGAUAUUUCCAGAGCUCAGCAGCACAGAGUUGCUUCUGAUUGUUGUGAAAGGAAUCAAUCUGCCAGCACCUCCUGGCAUAGCAACAAAUGAUCUUGAUGCAUUUGUGAAAUUCGAAUUCCCAUAUCCCAGUGGGGAACAAGCACAGAAACAUAAAACAUCAGUAAUUAAGAACACCAAUUGUUCAGUGUAUAACCAGAGUUUCAAGCUGAACAUUAACAGAAACCACAGGGGCUUCAGGAGAGUUAUUCAGUCCAAAGGCAUCAAGUUGGAAGUGUUGCACAAGGGGGGCUUCUUGAGGAGUGAUAAACCAGUUGGAACUGCGCAUUUGAAACUGGAGAAACUGGAAACUGAGUGUGAAGUCAGAGAAAUCAUUGAGCUAUUUGAUGGGAGGAAGCCGACUGGUGGGCGUCUGGAGGUCAGGGCGCAGCUGCGGGAGCCCCUCAGUGGGCAAGAUGUACAGCAGAUUACAGAGCGCUGGCUGGUACUGGAGCAGCCCAAGGUUGCAUCCUAAAUGCUGUGGACUCUGAAAGACACCUCCAUGAGGUGGAGAGGUACUGAAAACUAUAUCUAUGCACCUGAUUAUAAACAGGAUUGGAAAGACUCUUGUUUGCAUUGACAAUGUUGAUGCUAGUUGGAACUGCCAAAGAACACCCUGCACUCUGUUCCCUGUGUCAGCAGUGUGCUGCCUCUGUCUGUAAGUACAGAGGGAGUCCCUUUCUGAGUGCAGGAGAAGCAGUACACCUGUAGACAGGUACAGUAGGAGGUGUUGAUAACUGGGGUCAGUCCUCCUGAGGGCAUGUUGUCUGUCUGCAAAUUAUUUUUCUCUUGGGUCGUGUUUUUCAAAAACUAGAACUGGUUUGAUGUAAAAUUCAUCUGUGGAAGAGCACUUACAAUGUACAGAAUAUGUGUGCUGUGUUACGAAUAAUUAAUGUGGUUCUAAAACUUCCAAUAUGAUAAUUACGUGAAACCCUGUUAAUUUACGUUCAUUUUAUUUAUGUAAAUAUCAGUUAUGUCAGUAAAUAUACUGUACAUGUAUGUGUAAUGUUUAUAGACAGGCUUCACGUACAUGUGUGACAUUUAUACUAUACUAGCACAUCUGAGUCAUUCAGAGGUCCUCUGAAACAUGCUGGUUAUUUAUAAAUCAACUCAUAUGGACUGUAUUUUCCAUAUUGUCACUGCAUUGAUGAUUUUAGAAGCGGUGCAACAUUUAUUUAUUUAUUUAUUUUUAUUUGUUUUGCCAAAGGUUUUAAACUUAAGUUUUAAGACAAAACUACAGGUACAUUGUUUGGUUUCUGGUGUUCCACCACCUGCUUUGUUUACAUUGCAAGCAGUGUAGUACAGGCUUCCUGAUCAGAAAAAAAAGUAAAAACCACUGCAGUUCCCAGGGCUUUGUGUUGCACAUUGAUUAUCCUAUUGGAUUCCAAUAACUAUAUUGCUCAUUCGACA
Molecule: messenger RNA, 3945 nt
Organism: Polyodon spathula (Mississippi paddlefish)
Lineage: Eukaryota; Metazoa; Chordata; Actinopteri; Acipenseriformes; Polyodontidae
Product: coiled-coil and C2 domain-containing protein 1B-like
Exons: 26
Coding region: 332-3010 (892 amino acids)
Biological process (GO): regulation of transcription by RNA polymerase II
Cellular component (GO): nucleus
Molecular function (GO): RNA polymerase II cis-regulatory region sequence-specific DNA binding; DNA-binding transcription repressor activity, RNA polymerase II-specific
Source: RefSeq, a predicted model, not a curated record